Coregonus sp. 'balchen' is the source of this 1747-nucleotide messenger RNA. NCBI's taxonomy places the organism in Eukaryota, Metazoa, Chordata, Actinopteri, Salmoniformes, Salmonidae. The record is from the annotation of a GenBank genome assembly.
UAUAAACUGAGUGUAAGUGUGUUCAUGUACGGGUGAGAGAGAGAGAAGCAAGACAGAACAGUCUAAAUCUCAUACUUCUUGAUCGUCCAGAUCGUGAACCAACAUUAAUGAGAAAGAUGAAGACCUUGGCCAUCCUUGUCCUCUGUGCUCUGGCAUUUGUGUGCCACUCUAUUGGAGGUAAGAGCAGAGAAAGAGUGACAGCGUUAGUCAAUGUUUUGCACCUGUGCAAAAUGUGCAACUGUUUUUAGGAUUUCAGCAUAAAUGGAAUAAGGAAAAUAAUCAAAUAACUAAACUUCAUAUUAAUGUUAAAGAAUAAAUAAAACGUAAAUAUUUAAAAUGUUGUAGUUAUGUUUUCAGAUCGAGAUAAUUAAUCAUGUACAAUACUGUUUCCUCUCUACACAGAUUCCUCUACCUCCACUGCCUCAAAGGCUGCUAGUGAGAAGAGAGUGGGUAAGAGACAUCAGUAGGAUAAUUGGUACCAGAAUGGAAGUGAACUGAUUGUGUGUACUGUAUUGUUGAUGACCAGUAGUAGAUGCACUGAACAUGGUUAUUCUAAGUGCAGUGUGAUUACACUUGUUUAUAUUUCUCUUGUUUCAAAAAGUGAAUAUAUUCUAUGACCUUACAGGUGUGUUUGUUAAGAAGGACCUGGCCUCCACUUUGGUGAGACAGAAGAGAGCCGGCACUGCCCUUGCAGACUUGUCCCUGACUCAGCUGGAGAGGUACAGUACUGUUCUGUUGUCCCCUGUCUGUCAUCUGAUAGCCUGGCACACAGGGUUGUGUUUCUACAAUGUGUCGAAAGCGUUCCACAAGGAUGCUGGCCCAUGUUGACUCCAAUGCUUCCCACAGUUGUGUGAAGUUGGCUGGAUGUAAUUUGGGUGGAGGAUCAUUCUUAAUACACACGGGAAACUGUUGAGCGUGAAAAACCCAGCAGUGUUGCCGUUCUUGACAGAAACCAGUACGCCUGGCACCUACUACCAUACCACGUUCAAAGGCACUUAAAUAUUUUGUCUUGCCCAUUCACCCUCUGAAUGGCACACAAACACAAUCCAUGUCUCAAUUGUCUCAAGGCUUAAAAAUCAUUCUUUAACCUGUCUCCUCCCUUUCAUCUACACUGACUGAAGUGGAUUUAACAAAUGAAAUCAAUAAGGGAUCAUAGCUCUCACCUGGAUUCUCCUGGUCAGUCUAUAUCAUGGAAAGAGCAGGUGUUGUUAAUGUUUUGUACACUCAGUGUAUGUGUUUUGCUGUUAAUCAAUGUUUGUAUGGGAACAAGCAUCCUUUCCACUUCAUUUAAGAUUCAUUUAAGAGUAAAUAUGCUCAAAUAUUCUGGGAAUUUCCUGUUGUUAUCAUGGAGUGAAAUGUUAUGUCUAUAAGCCUAUUUAUUCUAACUGGAUAAUAUCUCAAUUUUCAUCUAUGUUUUUUUUUCUUCCCCCUUUCUUAUUUCACCUCUUCCUCUUAUUUUAUGGAAACUGCGCAACCCUUUCAUUCCCAGUCUGAGGGAAGUGUGUGAGCUUAACUACUGGUGUGAGAACAUGAUGGACACAGCUGGGAUCAUUGCUGCCUACACCGAAUACUACGGACCAAUCCCAUACUAGAUGUCAACCCACUCCACCAACCAACUUCCAUUCUGCAAGGCUUUUUGGAGAGAAAUUGUUGUAAUGUUUUGAGGAUGUAACUUCUGAAUAAAUCUUUUAAAAUGUAGAAUAAAUUGAUACGGUGAUAGAGGGAGAGAGAGAGAGCGAGAGAGAUA